Molecule: messenger RNA, 1739 nt
Organism: Theobroma umbraticum
Lineage: Eukaryota; Viridiplantae; Streptophyta; Magnoliopsida; Malvales; Malvaceae
Gene: TRB1
Product: telomere repeat binding factor 1
Biological process (GO): nucleosome assembly
Cellular component (GO): nucleosome
Molecular function (GO): double-stranded telomeric DNA binding
Source: RefSeq, a predicted model, not a curated record
AAAAAGAGAAACCCUAGCAAAUUUUUUGAGCCAGUAAAUCAUAGCGUCCGGUAGAACCUCCAUGUAAUCUCCUGUAGCAUAGCACCUCCAUAAUCGAAAAACGGAAUUUACUUCUUCCUUUAAUAUUUUUUAUUAAAAGCAACAAGCCUUCGACUUCCGAUCGAAUCACCCAAAAAUAGUGCAAAACACUAUAUAACGUGAAAUAAGAAAUUAAUCCUUUUUUCCCUCUCUUUGUCUACGAUAUUUCAGCACAUCUGAUUCGGAAGCUCGAAGGCUUUUUUCCUCUGUAUUACUUUAAAUGGGUGCUCCUAAGCAGAAAUGGACAGCUGAAGAAGAGGCAGCAUUAAAAGCUGGAGUCAUCAAACAUGGUGCUGGAAAAUGGCGAACGAUAUUGAAAGACCCUGAAUUCAGUGGUGUCUUGUAUCUACGUUCCAACGUAGAUCUCAAGGAUAAAUGGAGAAAUAUGAGUGUGAUGGCAAAUGGGUGGGGUUCUCGGGACAAAGCUAGGUUGGCCGUAAAGAGGACACCUAGCAUUCUUAAACAGGAGGAUGGUGCUAUGGCCCUCACUGUUGUUCCAAGUGAUGAAGAAAUUGCAGAUGCUAAGCCCAUAUCAGUUCCCAGCACUACGGUGCAGAUUCCAACUUCAACAAAGAGAUCCAUUGUGAGGUUAGAUAACCUCAUUAUGGAAGCGAUUACAACCUUGAAGGAGCCUGGUGGUUCCAAUAAGACAACUAUUGCUGCAUAUAUAGAGGAGCAAUAUUGGGCACCUCCUGACUUUAAGAGGCUCUUGUCAGCAAAGUUAAAGUAUUUGACAGCAUGUGGUAGACUGAUUAAGGUCAAACGCAGGUAUAGAAUUGCUCCUGCUCUGUCAUUUUCAGACAGGAGGAGGAAUCACCCCAUGCUAUUUUUAGAGGGAAGGCAAAGGGUUUCUCCUCGAUUUGAUAGGAAUGAUUUCCAUAUCCUCACAAAAUCUCAGAUUGACUUAGAGUUAGCCAAGAUGAGGACAAUGACUCCACAAGAGGCUGCUGCAGCUGCUGCUCGAGCAGUUGCAGAGGCAGAAGCUGCAAUAACAGAAGCUGAAGAAGCAGCAAGAGAGGCAGAGGUUGCAGAAGCUGAUGCAGAGGCAGCACAAGCUUUUGCAGAAGCAGCAAUGAAGACUCUAAAAGGAAGAAACAAUCAGAAAGUGGUGGUUCGAGGUUGAUUUGACAAAAUGAGCAACAAUGUGUUAUGAAGGUUGGCAUUUUUGUAGCAUGCACCCAGUUAUCAUCGGUAUUUGUAAAUAUGGUUAAGGCCUUUUUGGGUGCAUAUGUAUAGGAUUCUUCCUUACAAGCAGAUCCUUCUGGAAUGGUAGAUUCAGUUAACAGGCUUUCUUGCUGAUGGUUUCAAAUUCUGGAAUUCUUCCUCCUUUAUUUUGGUUCUUUUUAAUAGGGGAAUAUUCUGGGUAUCACUUGAUGUCAUUUCCCGAACUCUGCACUCGGGAGGCUGGAAACCGUAGAAAUUAGAAUGUAUAUAGGGGUAGGAACUAUUUGUAACCAUCUGAAAUAUCUGUUGUGUAGUACACUAUGUUCAAGCAUUUUCAUACCUUUUGCUAUAGAAUGAAUCCACUGGCUGUAGUUUUUGUGCCACAUCUUGUAUGAUUUCUUCUAGAUUUUCUGGUAAUAAUUUUUGGGGACUGGACUGAAUCUUUGUUGGUUGGCAGUAGCUUGAUUUGCAUUGGCAUUUUCAUCCAUGAACUUGGA